CCUCGACGUGGCAAAUGUUUCAUGCAGCCAUGUUGACUGCUGCUACGUAAGCACUUAGGCGUAAGUUCGCUGGGAAGUGUAUGGGCCCCUUCGCUGUCAGUGAAAGCGGUGUUGAAAAAGUAAGAGCCUAGUUCCCAGAGGGUGCCAUGGCUACCUUCCAGGAGUUCAUCCAGCAGAAUGAGGACCGGGAUGGUGUGCGCUUCAGCUGGAACGUCUGGCCCUCUAGCCGCCUUGAGGCCACCCGCAUGGUGGUCCCUGUUGCUUCUCUCUUCACACCUCUGAAGGAACGGCCGGACCUCCCCCCCAUUCAGUAUGAGCCAGUGCUCUGUAGUCGUGCCACCUGUCGCGCUGUGCUCAACCCCUUGUGUCAAGUGGAUUAUAGAGCCAAAUUGUGGGCUUGCAACUUCUGUUACCAAAGAAACCAGUUUCCCCCAACCUAUGCUGGAAUCUCAGAAGUGAACCAACCAGCUGAGCUCCUUCCCCAGUUCUCAACUAUUGAAUAUGUUGUUCAGAGAGGUCCCCAAAUGCCCCUGAACUUCCUGUAUGUGGUGGACACGUGCAUGGAGGAUGAGGACCUGCAGGCCUUGAAGGAGUCUUUGCAGAUGUCUCUGAGUCUGCUGCCCCCCACUGCCCUGGUCGGCCUCAUCACCUUCGGACGCAUGAUCCAGGUGCACGAGCUGGGAUGCGAGGGUAUCUCCAAGAGCUACGUCUUCAGAGGCACCAAAGAUCUCAAUGCCAAGCAGCUACAGGAGAUGCUCGGGUUGAGCAAGCCAGCAGCACAGCAGGCAGGAAGAGGACCCCAAGGCCCACAGGUUCCUCUGUCUAACAGGUUCUUGCAGCCAGUCCAGAAGGUCGACAUGAACUUGACUGACCUCCUCGGGGAGCUGCAGAGGGAUCCCUGGCCUGUGACUCAGGGCAAGAGGCCGCUGCGCUCCCUGGGCGUAGCGCUGUCCAUUGCUGUGGGCCUGCUAGAGUGUACUUUCCCCAACACUGGCGCACGCAUCAUGACCUUCAUUGGUGGGCCAGCCACCCAGGGCCCUGGCAUGGUGGUGGGCGACGAACUGAAGACACCCAUCCGCUCCUGGCACGACAUUGAGAAGGACAACGCCAAGUUCAUGAAGAAGGCCACAAAACAUUACGAGGCGCUGGCUAACCGAGCAGCGGCCAACGGGCACAUCGUCGACAUCUACGCCUGUGCCCUGGACCAGACGGGACUUGCCGAGAUGAAGUGUUGCCCCAAUUACACAGGUGGUUACAUGGUGAUGGCAGAUUCCUUCAACACGUCACUUUUCAAGCAGACUUUCCAGAGAGUCUUUACAAAAGAUGUGCAAGGAUCCUUCAAGAUGGCCUUCGCUAGCACUUUAGAAAUUAAGACUUCGAGAGAGGUCAAGAUUUCAGGAGCGAUUGGCCCAUGUGUUUCCCUCAAUGCCAAAGGGCCGUGUGUGUCUGAAAAUGAGAUUGGCACUGGUGGCACAUGCCAGUGGAAGAUCUGUGGCUUGGAUCCCACCACCACUCUGGCUAUCUACUUCGAAGUGGUCAAUCAGCACAACGCACCAAUCCCUCAGGGCGGCCGGGGGGCAGUCCAGUUCGUCACACAGUACCAACACUCCAGCGGCCAGAGACGCAUCCGAGUUUCCACCAUCGCCAGGAACUGGGCCGAUGCACAGACUCAGAUCCAGAGCAUUGCAGCCUCAUUUGACCAGGAGGCAGCGGCCAUCCUGAUGGCGCGUCUGGCUGUGUACCGGGCCGAGUCGGAGGAGGGACCGGACGUCUUACGCUGGCUGGACCGACAGCUCAUCCGCCUGUGCCAGAAGUUUGGAGAUUACCACAAGGAUGACCCAAACUCAUUCCGCUUCUCUGAGACCUUCUCCCUCUAUCCACAGUUCAUGUUCCAUCUGCGGAGGUCUCCAUUCCUGCAAGUCUUCAACAACAGCCCAGACGAAAGUUCCUACUACAGGCACCAGUUCAUGAGACAGGACCUUACUCAGUCGCUUAUCAUGAUUCAGCCCAUCCUGUAUGCGUACUCCUUCAGUGGACCUCCGGAGCCUGUGUUGCUGGACAGUAGCAGCAUCCUGCCUGACCGGAUCCUGCUCAUGGACACCUUCUUCCAGAUUCUCAUCUACCACGGAGAGACGGUGGCUCAGUGGAGGAAGGCUGGCUACCAGGAGAUGCCCGAGUACGAGAACUUCCGGCACCUUCUGCAGGCCCCUGUGGAUGACGCCCAGGAGAUCCUGCACAGCCGCUUCCCCAUGCCCCGCUACAUCGACACGGAGCACGGAGGCAGCCAGGCUCGUUUCCUGCUCUCCAAAGUCAAUCCAUCUCAGACCCACAACAACAUGUAUGCCUGGGGCCAGGAGUCUGGAGCACCCAUCCUGACGGACGAUGUGAGCCUGCAAGUGUUCAUGGACCACCUGAAGAAAUUGGCCGUCUCCAGCGCAGCUUAAGGGGUUGGGGUUGAUGAUGGGUAGUCGGGAGAGUGGGUUUGCUGCUUAUUCAGCUCGCCACCCAACACGCUAAGAGACCCUCAUUCACCCCAGCCCACCCCCCUCAGCCCUGCCAAUAUGAACAGCCUCCAUCCCAAAGGCCUGUGAGGUACAGGAACUAUCAGUCUUGAGGAGACUCUUGUCUGCUCCCAGAGAUUACCAUAUUUUACCAUUUGACCCCCCCCCCCCCCUCCUUCUCUCUUCAUAUCACUUUAUCUGUGCCUCAGUGUGUUCCUUUCAUCCGUCUUUUCUUGAUCACAUUUCUCUUUUAUACUCUUUUUCCUCUUUCCUCGUCUUUCCUCCUGCUCUCUUUUUUUUUAUUGUGGAAACAUUUACAUAGGAAAGUUAUUGCCAACCGAGUCUUGACACUUGAGCCUCACAAUGUAACUAUUGUCCUAAGGCAGUCUCCAAUAAUUGUUGGAGAAACACAACGAUUGUUACUGAAUAGGAACGCAUGAGGUGCUGUAUAUGUGGGUGGGUAAAAAAAAAAACGGCAGAGCAACUUGUUUCAGAAACACUAACUCGACUCCCUUCCGAACUGAGGAUACUUUUCCUUUGACGUUCAAUUUUUUUUUCUUACCCCCAGCCCCCAUGUAUCAAACCCUCUGAAUAGUAAAUUUCUCAAACAUUUCCCACAAUAGCUUUUUGGAUGGCUUAUCUGGAUAACUUUCUAUUUAAAAGAGUGUGAAAAAAAUGUGCUAAAUCCAACAAUAGCCUACCUUGUAUCAACGCCGGUGGUGCCACUCUUGUUGGUUAGGCACAGAGAUGAACAAACUGCCAGUGUGCCCAAUUAAGCCUGAGUGCUUUUGUUCUCACCCCGGCCUUUGUGGCGUCAAAAACAAUGAGUUAUUUAUAGAGCCCUUAUUCCCCCCCUCCUUUUUCCCCCUCUGUCUUUCAUCAAAUCUCUCUUGGUGGUUCUAUAUCACAUUAUGCUGGCGCAUAAAGUACAAAGCUAACAGUAAAUCCUAAUAGUCAUGGACUUGCUGUAUGCAAACGCUGCCUACUGUCUGGAAAGACUUGGAUAUUUAUGCAUAGUUUCUAACAGUAUUAGUGUGAUUUCUUAAUAAAAUGCUCCUCAGUCAAACAUGA
Messenger RNA from Alosa sapidissima (American shad), 3572 nucleotides. It is a transcript of the gene sec23a, whose product is annotated as Sec23 homolog A, coat complex II component. NCBI's taxonomy places the organism in Eukaryota, Metazoa, Chordata, Actinopteri, Clupeiformes, Clupeidae. Gene Ontology annotation, cellular component: COPII vesicle coat; endoplasmic reticulum exit site. Gene Ontology annotation, molecular function: GTPase activator activity; zinc ion binding. The record is from RefSeq and is a predicted model, not a curated record. Gene Ontology annotation, biological process: intracellular protein transport; endoplasmic reticulum to Golgi vesicle-mediated transport; COPII-coated vesicle cargo loading. The transcript is spliced from 20 exons. Bases 147 to 2444 code for a protein of 765 amino acids.